Zingiber officinale is the source of this 1160-nucleotide messenger RNA. Its product is annotated as ras-related protein RABE1c-like. The coding region runs from base 229 to 879 and encodes 216 amino acids. The transcript has 9 exons. Gene Ontology annotation, cellular component: plasma membrane. Gene Ontology annotation, molecular function: GTPase activity; GTP binding. The record is from RefSeq and is a predicted model, not a curated record. Lineage: Eukaryota; Viridiplantae; Streptophyta; Magnoliopsida; Zingiberales; Zingiberaceae. Gene Ontology annotation, biological process: protein secretion; regulation of exocytosis.
AGAAACGAUAAAUAGCGUGUCGCGCUGUUCUCUUCGGCUCCUGUUUCGACGGCCGACGCACGGCCUCGGGAGCGAAGGCGGCGGCUCUUCCAUCCCUCCUCCUCUCGAGCUCUUCACCCCUUCUUCCUCCUCUUCACGGAUCGGGGAGUCUCGAGGGAGGGAAGAGGAUCUGCGGUGGGGGCGGCUUAGGGGAGGGGAUCGUUGAUUGCUUGAUCGGUGGCUACCGCGAUGGCUGCUCCACCUGGUAGGGCACGGGCCGAUUACGAUUACCUGAUCAAGCUUCUUCUGAUCGGAGACAGCGGUGUUGGGAAGAGUUGUCUCCUCCUGCGUUUUUCUGAUGGCUCCUUCACAACAAGUUUCAUUACUACAAUUGGUAUUGAUUUUAAAAUAAGAACUAUAGAAUUGGAUGGCAAGCGAAUUAAACUACAAAUUUGGGAUACAGCUGGUCAAGAGCGUUUCCGAACUAUAACAACCGCUUAUUAUCGAGGUGCCAUGGGUAUUUUGCUUGUUUAUGAUGUUACCGACGAGUCAUCUUUUAACAACAUUAGGAAUUGGAUUCGGAACAUCGAACAGCAUGCUUCUGACAACGUAAACAAGAUUCUCGUUGGUAACAAGGCUGAUAUGGAUGAAAGCAAACGGGCUGUGCCUACUGCAAGUGGACAAGCACUUGCUGAUGAAUAUGGAAUCAAGUUCUUCGAGACUAGUGCCAAGACAAAUCUCAAUGUGGAACAAGUCUUCUUCUCAAUAGCUAGAGACAUCAAGCAAAGGCUUUCUGAAACUGAUAACAAACCCGAGGACCGGACAAUCAAGAUCAACAAACCAGACCAGGGAGUCGCCGAGGGUACUGCAGCCACAAGAUCAGCGUGCUGUGGGUCUUGAGAUGCAGGUUAGGCCAGUUUGUAUGGAUUUGAUGGUAGUUGAUAACUAAUUUGCAUGUUAUCGGCAACAACUGAUGCUAUCGAUAUAAUUGACCGGUGAACUUAUCUGACAAUUCUUUCGCCGUUGGGGAUUGAAAACCUGCAGUUGCUAUUUUGUUGUGAAACCUGUAUCAGAAUGUAAGCUUUUGUCACUAUCCUGUCAUGUCUCAGUGUGAGAACGAUAUCGACUUGUUAAGUUGUAACUACAAGAUCGUCUUCCAAAGUGCUGGUAUUUUAAACUAA